This is a messenger RNA of Verruconis gallopava, 1083 nucleotides long. RefSeq lists its product as uncharacterized. Gene Ontology annotation, biological process: rRNA processing. The coding region runs from base 115 to 678 and encodes 187 amino acids. Gene Ontology annotation, molecular function: structural constituent of ribosome; snoRNA binding; rRNA binding. Gene Ontology annotation, cellular component: small-subunit processome; Mpp10 complex; small ribosomal subunit. Lineage: Eukaryota; Fungi; Ascomycota; Dothideomycetes; Venturiales; Sympoventuriaceae. The record is from RefSeq and is a predicted model, not a curated record. The transcript has a single exon.
CUGAAGACGCAAAACCCAAUAUCAGUCCCCCCGCCUUUCAAAAGAUAUUUGGAAGUGCAGAAUACUGUCUAGACACCUCGAAAUACAUGACAGCGGCAAAUACUACCUGCAGUCAUGGUUCGCAAAUUCAAGCACCAUGAGCAAAAGUUGCUGCGUAAGGUGGACUUCAUAACCUAUAAAUCGGAUCAGAACCACCGAGCCGCCGAAGUUUGUCGUCGAUAUGUUAUCCAAAAACCCUCAGAUUACACAAAAUACAACCGACUAUGCGGGCAACUGCGGCAACUGGCACACAAACUCGCCGCCCUCAACCCGGAGGAUCCCGUCCGGCACAAGCAUGAGGAACUGCUGCUUGGCAAGCUGUGGGAUAUGGGCAUUCUGGGCACAGGAGGAGGUGGAAGAGGCAAGCUGAGCGAUGUAGAGCACAAAGUCACAGUUUCGUCUUUUGCAAGAAGAAGACUACCGGUCGUCAUGCACAGACUGGGGAUGGCGGAUCAUGUCAGUAGUGCUGUCAAAUUCGUGGAGCAGGGCCACGUAAGGGUGGGCACGGAUGUAGUUACGGACCCAGCCUUUUUGGUCACGCGAAAUAUGGAGGAUUUCGUAACAUGGGUGGAUUCAUCGAAGAUCAAGAGGAACAUCCUCAAGUAUCGGGAUAAGCUGGAUGACUUUGACUUGAUGUGAUUUCCAUGGGCUGGAAGUUUUAGUGGUAAAAAUUCAGAUUAGGAAGGCAGUGGAUCUUUGACGAAGAGGAGGAAAUCAUUGUUCACCAAGGUGAAUGCGUUCUCGCCAUAGAGAUAUGAUCAGGCAAGUUGGUUGAUUGCAGUGCACCAAUUGCGCGGAAUUACGCUCAAUAGUUUAAUGCUCAAAGGUAUGACGGUUCCAGCGAUUUCUAAUGGGGCCAUUUGAUCUUUGAUUUCAUAGGAGACGGCUUCCACCGAACGAUAGGUUGCACGGAAACCUUAAUUGAAAAUCACCGCAAGGUCAUGAAGAAACGAUAUGAUUUUAAUCGUGGCAGCUCUUGCAGCCACAGAUGUCGUUAGCCUUAAGAUCUAAGCUCAAUUCUCUCUUUUCACCUGGUCAAUGUUG